UUUUUAUAAACAAAAAAUUUUUAUAAAAUUAUUGGUUGAGUUUAAUAUUAAAAUUACUAAUAUCUUUUAGAUAUUGCAAUUAUUAUCAUCAAAGCUGCCAGAAAACUUUUUCUUUGAAAAACUAGAAAAAUUAUCCAAAUUUCCAGUAGUAAAAUUUUUUUAAAGCAAAAAUAUCAAAUCUAUGGAUCAAACCAAUAAUAAUUUCGAGUAUGUGCCUACUAAAGCUUCUUUGCUAAAGAAAAAGGAUUCCGAGGGAUUUACGGCCACAGUAUUUAAAUCGCAUAAACCAAAAAUAAAAACUAAUCCCGAUACUUUUAAAAGUAAUUUGAAUUAUGCAACUGAAAUAAAAAAAAAUAAAAUACAACAGGACAGUGGAGAUUUUGAUAUAAAAAAAGCAAAGCAUGAUGUUAUUAAUUUUGCCAUUUCUGGAUCAACUCAUACAGAUAAAAAGAAAGCACAAAUUGCAUUAGCUAUAAAAUUAGGUGCAAAACCACCAAAAAAUGAAUAUAAAAAUUAUAAAGAAUUACUUAAUGAAAAGAUACGAAAGAAAGAACAACAGGAUCAAAUAGGAGCAUUUUCUCUACUGGGAAAGAAUCAGUAUGGUGCACCAAAUACGAAAUGUAGGAAAACACGUAGAAAAGCAAUUGUUGGACAGAUUUCAAAAAAUUAUGGUGUUGUAAAUUCGAAAAUAAAGAAAUAAUUUUUAUUUUAACAUUCAA
Molecule: messenger RNA, 719 nt
Organism: Condylostylus longicornis
Lineage: Eukaryota; Metazoa; Arthropoda; Insecta; Diptera; Dolichopodidae
Exons: 1
Coding region: 182-700 (172 amino acids)
Source: RefSeq, a predicted model, not a curated record